CGCCAUACGGUGCAAAAUGGGAAAGAAGCUGAGUAAAGAAGAACAAGAACAGAAGGAAGUAAACGAACUGAGAACAAAAGUGAUUAAACUAUUUCAUGGCCAGCAGAUUCUGUUUGUUGGAACGCCGGGUAGUGGAAAGUCGUCUUUCGUUAACACUGUAAACCACGCUCUCAAUCUGGUUGACCCAGAAGUUCCCUAUCAGGAAUUCGCAAGAAUAGGCGGAACUGGCGCAGAUCAUGGUACGAUGACCUACCGCACGUAUACCAUGAAAAGAGGACUCUUUCAGUCGCUCAAAAGUCAAGUACCAAAUCCUUCAAAUGCUCCUAAAUUCUUCGACAUCGCAGGAGUUAGCGAGACGUUGCUACAGAGAGAUCAUUUUGAUUUCAAACAGCUUCUAAUUUAUCUCGUGCAAGGAAAAGUGAAGGAGUUUACUCAAAUGAUAGAGGUGUAUAACAACAAACAGCAAUUGAAAGAAAUAGAGAAACAAGAAGCAAUAAAAAGCAACAAAGUGUGGAUAAUGGUUUGUGUAGUUUCGCUUUACGAUCCAUUUCCUCAACUGUUCCUCGAACAAGUAGCUAGCGCUGCACGGGAGUUGGAGUCUCAAGAUGGAGGAGCGAGUGUGUUUGUGGUUUUAACUAAAGGUGACAGGUUGGACAGGGUAGACCGGUCGACUAGAGUAAAAGAUUUCAGAAAAAGAUGUCAAACAGUUGUAAACAUUAUGGAAAGACGAAUAUUUGAAGUUAACAACUAUCUACCCUCAGAAUUGAAGAUUGACGCAACAAUGACGAAAAACAUAGAAAAAGAAAAAAGUGUCGUGGCUGCUCUCAAUCUCAUGCUUCAGCCUGCCAAUAAUCCGGUCGUAAAUGAAGAGAGUUAGGCCAAAUACAACAGUUACUGUGCCAAAAACUGUGAAGUUUUGCAUUAGUUAGCUGUUAGUCUGGUGGUCAUUAUGAUGUUUGCAUAAUGGG
Messenger RNA from Corticium candelabrum, 968 nucleotides. RefSeq lists its product as uncharacterized. The record is from RefSeq and is a predicted model, not a curated record. NCBI's taxonomy places the organism in Eukaryota, Metazoa, Porifera, Homoscleromorpha, Homosclerophorida, Plakinidae. The coding region runs from base 17 to 877 and encodes 286 amino acids. The transcript is spliced from 2 exons.